CUUCUGCUUCCCCUAAUAUCUGACCGUCUCUCACCAUUGCGCCCCCGCCCCUCUCGCGAUAAAUUCAAAACAUGAAUGCAAAAAAGUCUCUCUCUAAUGAAUCUGGAAAUUUCUGAAAUCUCUCAUGGAAACUGCGACGAAGUUUCCAAUUAAAUGAAAGCAACGAGUUCUAGGGGGUUUUGUUCGUGUUUUUCUUUUGUGUUCCCUCUAGACGGUGGUGAAGAAGGGAGUUACAGAGUAUGGGGUGUUUCUCCUGCUUCAGUCCAUCUACUACACAAGAUGAUCCAUCUGAGGAUCAUUAUAAAACGGUCAUCAAAAUAUCACGGCAUGAAAAAGAAGAUGGCAUCGUACGUCAGAAAAGAGAAAAAGCUGAACAGGUUCAGACUGAGAGAGCAAAAGAAAUGAGCUUGAAGCAGUUUGCGAAAGAGGAGGCAAAGAGAAGAUUACAAGAGUCAAAGGAGGAAGGAAAAAGAAAGCAAGUGGAUGAUGAUGAUGAUCAAGUGGAUACUGAACAGAUUGAGAUGAAUGAGGUAAUGGAAGAAAGCUUGAAGCUGUUUCAGAAAGAGGAGGAAAAGAGAAGACUAGAAAAGUCAAACGAGGAAGGCAAAAGAAAGCAAGUGGAGGAGGAGGGACAAUUUAAGCAUUCCAAAGACAAAGAAGUUGCUCUUCCCAGCAUAUGCAAUGGUUGCAAAUCUGAGAUCAAAGAUGGACUAUCUGUCAAAGCCUUUGGUGAUCUUUGGCAUCCUCAUUGUCUAUGUUGCCUUCAUUGUCACAAACCAAUUGCUCUGGACAAGAUUGCAAAAAGAGGAAAAUUUCACAAAUCUUGCUACAAGGAGCACCGUCAUCCCACCUGCUGUGUCUGCCAAAAGAAGAUUCCUUCAACGGAAGAAGGUAUAAAGUACAACGAGCAUCCGUUCUGGAAGGAGAAAUACUGUCCUUGUCAUGAUAGGGAUGGAACUGCCAAGUGUUGCAGCUGCGAAAGAUUAGAGCCUAGGGGAACAAACUUUGUGAUGCUUGGUGAUGAUCGGUGGCUAUGCCUACAAUGUAUUGGAUCUUCGGUCAUGGAUACUUAUGAAUGCAUUGAUUUACAUGUGGAAAUCCGUGAGUUCUUCGACGGCUUGUUCUUGCCAGUUGAUAAAGAGUUUCCUCUUCUUCUGGUUGAGAAACAAGCUCUGAAUAAAGCUGAAAAGGAAGAGAAGAUUGACUAUCAACAUGCAGUGGUAACAAGAGGUAUUUGCCUGUCCGAAGAGCAGAAUGUCACAAGUGUCAAAGAAAGGCCGAAGAGGGGACCAAACAACACGCUAAUCAACAUGGUUACAGAGACUCAAAUGGUGAGUGGAUGCGAGGUCACUGCAAUUCUCAUCAUAUACGGACUUCCUAGGUUACUCACAGGAUAUAUCUUGGUUCACGAGAUGAUGCAUGCUUAUCUUAGACUCAACGGUUAUAAAAAUCUGAAGUUAGAGCUUGAAGAAGGAUUAUGUCAAGUGUUAGGCCUCAGGUGGUUGGAGUCCCAUACAUUUCCCUCUGAUGAUGCCACUGCAGCUUCUUCUUCUUCCAACACCCCUCCUGCAGCUGCAAGCACGUUAAAGAAAGGUGACGACUGGUCUGAUUUCGAGAAGAAGCUCGUCGAGUUUUGCAUUCAUCAGAUCAAGGAAGAUGAUUCACCUGUCUACGGUCUAGGAUUUAAACAGGUCCACGAGAUUUGGUUCUCAAAUCACUACAGCCUUAAGGACACUCUAAAAGACAUCGUCAACGCUUCCAAGAAUGCACCAGUUUCAAAGUUUUGAGUCAGCCGAUAUGUUAUACGUAUACCAAUAAUACACAGAAACACGUAUACAUACAUGCAUGUAUACAGACGCACAGCACAAGAGUACUUGCUUUUUACUUUUGUAAUACUGCUCUUUAUUUCUACUUUUCACAGUUUUUCUU
Brassica oleracea var. oleracea is the source of this 1929-nucleotide messenger RNA. Its product is annotated as protein DA1-related 3. The record is from RefSeq and is a predicted model, not a curated record. Bases 240 to 1787 code for a protein of 515 amino acids. Gene Ontology annotation, molecular function: ubiquitin binding. The transcript has 9 exons. Lineage: Eukaryota; Viridiplantae; Streptophyta; Magnoliopsida; Brassicales; Brassicaceae.